Bombus huntii is the source of this 1672-nucleotide messenger RNA. RefSeq names its product dynein axonemal light chain 1-like. Gene Ontology annotation, molecular function: protein kinase binding. Gene Ontology annotation, cellular component: cytoplasm. The record is from RefSeq and is a predicted model, not a curated record. The transcript has 4 exons. Bases 900 to 1451 code for a protein of 183 amino acids. NCBI's taxonomy places the organism in Eukaryota, Metazoa, Arthropoda, Insecta, Hymenoptera, Apidae.
ACGACACGGUUCAAGUAUGUACCACGGUAAGGUAUAAUACGUUUCAAGUCGAAAAUCUUAAAAGAAAUCAAUUCUGACGAUUACGUAUCCUUCUUUAUUCGAUAUUCCUUUAGCUAUUUUUAAUUUACCAAAAAAUCAAUUUCACAGUUUCUUCGUAGAAAUUCUACAUCUGUCUAUAUCCCUGUACGCUGGAAAUUCAUUCGAAACUUUCAACAUAUUUGUCGAAGGUCUACGAGUUCUAAACUCGUUAUUAUCUCCUGGAAUCGAUGCGAUCUCGAGAUCGAUUUUAACGAGAGCCCUGAACUUUUCAGCUAACGAACGCACACGGUCCCAGUCGGAUCCCGAGACCUGCACUUUUUCCACGUUAAUAUCGUCGUAAAUCUUAUUGGGACGCUUGGUUGAUAAAUAACGGCAGCCAGACGCAUGCGUCCAUGAGCAUCGAUUAUUUUGAUUGGUGCCAGAUAUUACCAGGCUCCAGUCGUGGCAGUUUGCCACGAGUCAAAACGAAUGUCGAAUUCUUGUAACCUCGAAAGCUCGGAUAAACGAUAACAAACGAUAUUCCGUCAAAUUUGGAAGAAAAAUGUUUCGCGCAUCCUUCGAAAUUGCACGGCGAAACGUGACCAAGUGAUAACGUCGAACGCGAUCGAGGAAAGAUUUUACGUUUAUCGUGGACAGAAGAUUCGAAUUGGAAUUUUUGCCCACCAUUGACAUGCGUGAACAGAGUCGUUUGAAAAUUUAUCUGGUAAUACGUGGAACCUUUUAAUGGAAAAGUGUACCGAUUGGUUGGCUACGGGAGAUAUUCCGGUGGAAAAUUAAUGGUAUCGUCGAAAGUUUUUAUUGUCAGAAACUAACGGCUUUUGCGAAAAAUUGAUCAAACUCGCCGAUGAACGAAGGAAAGUAUGACUACCAUAAAACCAACCACCUGCAAAGAAGCUAUUCGACUUUGGGAGGAAGAGAACAAGCAGGAAGCUUCCACCGCGAAGGAAGUAAUUCUGAGCUUCCAAUGGCCUCCUAUAGAAAAAAUGGACAACGCUUUAGCGGUUUUGAUCAAUUGCGAGAAGCUCUCGCUCUCGACGAACAUGAUCGAGAAGAUUGCGGGAAUCGGAACACUGAAGAACCUAAGGAUCCUCUCGUUAGGACGUAACUUGAUAAAAGGAUUCGCUGGCUUAGAAGCAUUAGGCGACACUCUGGAGGAACUUUGGAUUUCGUACAAUCUGAUCGAGAAAAUGAAGGGAAUCAAUGCGAUGAGGAAUCUGCGUGUUGUCUACAUGUCGAAUAAUUUGGUUAGGGAGUGGAUCGAAUUUAACAAACUUCAAGAACUUACCAAUCUUCAGGAUCUCGUAUUCGUCGGAAAUCCAUUGUACGAGAGUUUAGAGAAUGCAUUUUUAGGUGGAGAACUGGAGAUUGGAAGUCGCCAGACGUUUACCAACGUUGGAAAAAUUAGACGGUGAAUUAAUUAUACGGGCAGAAGAAUGCGCGAAUGUGUUGCAAAAGGUUGAUAGUCCUGUGCAAACUCAGAAAUCAGUCGAGUAAAAUACCGUACAAUGAUGUCCUGAUACGUUUGUAGAUCUUUUUCGAUUGUCCUUUUCAUUUUUUACAGUUUGUGAUUGAUAAUUUACUAAGACGUUUUAUUUGUAUAAUCUUUUCUAUAUAUAUAUAUAUAUAUAUAUAU